GAGGGGGCAGUGCUGGGCAUUCUGGGUUCAUUUUCCAAUUCUGCCACACUCUACGCCAGGGAUCCGGAGGGAGAUCAUCGGAGGACAGGAAGCCGAGCCGCACUCCAGACCCUACAUGGCUUUUGUGAAGAUAGAGACAGGAGAAAAUGAAGGAGGCAUGUGUGGAGGGUUCCUGAUUCGGGAGGAUGUGGUGGUAACGGCGGCUCAUUGUAACUGCAACCUGGGCAACAUCACUGUGCUGCUGGGGGCCCACAAUGUUGCCAUACAUGAACAGGGGAGGAAGGAGAUCCUUGUACAUCGUCGAAUCCUCCACCCAGAAUUUAAUGACGCCACGUUUGAAAAUGACAUCAUGCUGCUGCAGCUGAAGGACAAGGCCAAGCUGACCCAGGCAGUGGGCACCAUCUCCCUAUCCCAGCGAGAGGUGAAGAAGAAGGAUGAGUGCAGCAUGGCGGGUUGGGGCCUGAAUAGUUCUGAGGCAAAUGCCCAGCCCUCCCCGACGCUGCAGGAGGUGGAUAUCAAGGUAAUGGGCAAGGACGUCUGUCUGUCUCUGCCCUAUCUUAACUUCAACCCUGCCAAGAUGCUCUGCGUGGGGGACCCCCAGGAGAGCAAUGCGUCAUUUCGGGGCGACUCUGGGGGCCCCCUGGUCUGUCAUGGGAAGGUCAAGGGCAUUGUAUCCUAUGACAGUUCUGAUGGAUCUGCACCCACAGUGUUCACCAAGGUCUCCAAAUAUGUUCCCUGGAUCAAGAAAAUUCUGCAUUCGCUGAAGCCUUAGAGGGGAGUGUCCAUCUCUCCUACUAUGAGUGGAGAGUUAGCUGGGUAUUGCAGAGGGAUGGCUGGAUAGAUGAAUGGACAUGUAGCCAAUGAUUUUAGUUUAUUGUUCUUUCAUUGUGUGAUGUUAUGAUUAACUAAAAAGUUAUGUCAUAUAUAAUCUUUGUAUGCUGAUUAGAGCUAAACUGUAGGAUUACAGAAGUACAAGAUUGAGCAGUAGUUAGAAGAGAUAAUUAGGUAUCAGGUGUCUAAAUAAGGAGGGCUCAAAAGUCUACAGGCUGUAAGAUUUUAGCUUAGCCAUAUUAGGCCAUAGGCUUAACAAAUGUUUGACAUAAGUGACCGAAGAAUGAUUCUAUGUCACAAGAUUACAGGAAAAGACAGUAAGAGUAAUUCUUUUGCUUACAAGAUACCCGGUAGUCACAUUUUUCU
This is a messenger RNA of Chrysemys picta bellii (western painted turtle), 1197 nucleotides long. The record is from RefSeq and is a predicted model, not a curated record. Lineage: Eukaryota; Metazoa; Chordata; Testudines; Emydidae.